AUGGCACCUCCUAGCGACACAUUCCACGACAUCACAAUGACUAUCAGUCCUCCCUCCGACCACGACGGCUUCCGAGGGCGGACACGUGACCGCAAUAUUCCCAGCUCCAAGAGCUUGCGCCCAGAUGAAUCGAGCACACUGCGAGGGCGAUCUCGUCGGCGCUCCAUCUCUCCCUUCAGCCUGACCUCUCGAACCUCCUCUCCCUCGGUCAAGUCCUCCGCAAACCGCCUCAUACUCCACAACCGUCUACGAGAGAAGCGCCGCGAGCACUGCCCUUCCAGAAUCGCUUCGCCGGCCAGCCAAGACGUCUUUCAGUCGCAGCAGCGUAUGAGGAGCCGAAGCCGAGGCCGCGGACCUCGUGUGGAGCAAGAACUCCAUAGACACGUCGAUCAUCUGUCCAGGCUUCGAAACGAGGUGUUCCUGUCCGACGAGGAGACCGACCACAACAAGACUUGUUGA
This is a messenger RNA of Trichoderma gamsii, 459 nucleotides long. RefSeq lists its product as hypothetical. The transcript has a single exon. Bases 1 to 459 code for a protein of 152 amino acids. The record is from RefSeq and is a predicted model, not a curated record. NCBI's taxonomy places the organism in Eukaryota, Fungi, Ascomycota, Sordariomycetes, Hypocreales, Hypocreaceae.